UGGAGGCUUUGAUGAGCAUAAAGGAAAGUCUGAAUGAUCCGCACGGUGUGUUGAACAACUGGGAUGAAUACUCGGUCGAUGCUUGUAGUUGGGCCAUGAUUACUUGCUCUUCUGAUUACCUUGUUAUUGGCCUGGGAGCGCCCAGCCAAUCUCUCUCCGGAACUUUGUCUGCUGCAAUUGGAAAUCUUACCAAUCUUCAACAAGUGUUACUACAAAACAACAAUAUCUCAGGCAAAAUUCCGUCGGAACUUGGAACCCUUCCCAAGCUUCUGACUUUAGAUCUUUCCAAUAAUCGAUUCUCUGGGGUGAUUCCUUCUUCUCUGAGUCAAUUGAGGAGUCUCCAAUACCUGAGGCUCAACAACAAUAGCUUGUCUGGACCCUUUCCCGUGUCACUGGCCAAAAUUCCACAGCUUACUUUCUUGGACUUGUCUUAUAACAAUCUCAGUGGACCAUUGCCCAAGUUUCCAGCCAGGUCAUUCAAUAUUGUGGGGAACCCAAUAGUUUGUGGAAGUAGCUCCACUGAAGGUUGCUCUGGAUCAGCAACCCUCAUGCCCGCUUCUUUCUCUCAAGCAUCAUCGCAAGGAAAGCAUAAUUCCAAAAAACUAGCAAUUGCACUUGGGAUCAGCCUGAGUUGUGCUUCUGUCAUGGUUCUGUUUUUUGGACUCAUUUGGUAUAGAAAGAAACGACAGCAAGGUGCCAUCCUGUAUAUCAGUGAUUGUAAGGAAGAGGGAAUUGUUAGCUUGGGAAAUCUAAAAAAUUUCACUUUUAGAGAGCUGCAACAUGCAACAUAUAAUUUCAACCCCAAGAACAUACUUGGUGCUGGAGGCUUUGGCAAUGUUUACAGGGGGAAGCUCGGAGAUGGCACAAUGGUGGCAGUGAAAAGGCUGAAAGAUGUGACUGGUAGUGCUGGCGAAUCACAGUUCCAAACAGAAUUGGAGAUGAUCAGCUUGGCAGUUCACCGCAAUUUACUUCGCUUAUUUGGAUAUUGUGCUACUCCUAAUGAAAAACUUCUCGUUUAUCCUUAUAUGUCUAAUGGCAGUGUGGCCUCCAGGCUUAGAGGCAAACCAGCUUUAGAUUGGAACACAAGAAAGAGGAUAGCAAUUGGAGCUGCCAGAGGCCUUCUGUAUCUGCAUGAGCAAUGUGAUCCAAAGAUAAUUCACAGAGAUGUAAAAGCCGCUAAUGUGCUUCUGGAUGACUAUUGUGAGGCUGUUGUUGGUGAUUUUGGCCUUGCAAAGCUCCUUGACCAUGCUGAUUCCCAUGUCACCACUGCUGUCCGUGGCACUGUUGGGCACAUUGCACCAGAGUAUCUCUCCACUGGCCAAUCAUCUGAGAAAACUGAUGUAUUUGGAUUUGGCAUUCUGUUGUUAGAGCUCAUAACUGGAAUGACAGCUCUUGAGUUUGGGAAAACGGUGAAUCAAAAAGGUGCUAUGCUAGAAUGGGUUAGGAAAAUACAGCAUGAAAAGAAGGUUGCAGUAUUGGUGGACAAAGAGCUAGGGAGCAACUAUGAUAGAAUAGAGGUAGGAGAGAUGCUGCAAGUAGCUUUACUUUGUACUCAAUAUUUGACAGCCCACCGCCCCAAAAUGUCUGAAGUGGUCCGAAUGCUUGAAGGUGAUGGUCUUGCUGAGAAGUGGGCAGCGUCACAUAAUCAUGGUAGUCAUGGCAUGAACCCCAGUCACAGCAACAGUAGCAACAGUUUAUCCCGCGCUACCUCUGCUUCUAAACAUGAUGACAAUAUUCAUGAUCGUUUCAGCAUGUUUGGCAUGACAAUGGAUGAUGAUGACGAACAGUCAUUGGAUUCCUAUGCCAUGGAACUCUCUGGUCCUAGAUAAACA
Molecule: messenger RNA, 1832 nt
Organism: Gastrolobium bilobum
Lineage: Eukaryota; Viridiplantae; Streptophyta; Magnoliopsida; Fabales; Fabaceae
Product: probable LRR receptor-like serine/threonine-protein kinase At4g30520
Exons: 10
Coding region: 12-1829 (605 amino acids)
Biological process (GO): protein phosphorylation
Molecular function (GO): protein kinase activity; protein binding; ATP binding
Source: RefSeq, a predicted model, not a curated record